CCAAAACAUACCGAACUACAUGGCAUCACAUUUCAAAAGACCAAGAUCUCAACAUUUUUUUUUACUUUUUCAACAAACAUUACCAACAUCAUUUCUGAACACAUGCCUCUUAAUUAGUGAAAUGCUCAAGUAAAUAGAGAUUUAACCCCACAAUUUAUAUUGAUUAGGCCAGUCCCACUGAUAAGACCUUUUGUCUGAUAUAUAUAUAUUUUUUUUUUUGCUUUUUCAUGCAUGACAAAAGAAGAGUCUAUAUAGUAUGAUGUGUUUGUUUACAUAGUAAGAAGCCUCAGUCAUAUAAGUAUACAUACAAUUUAAGUAAUCACUUUUAGUGUACAAGCUGUCAGUCUCUUAGACAUGAAGUAGCUGCUAGUCACUUUAGAGAGAGAGAGAACGCUUGAAUACUGAAAUUAUGAGAGUGUUCUUUGAACUGUCUAUUAUAUAGAGUGUAUUUCUUGCUUCUUAAUGGUAUGAGACACCACAGCAUACACUGCAGAUGAGUAAUUUGUUUUUACUGUGUGCCGAUGUGGCUGUCUGCUGUCAAACUCAUGUUCUCUGGAGCGGAGUAUCCCCUCAAUUCAUGAAUGAAGAAGUGUGUUUGCACACUAAUUUUUGUUAGGAUAUUGAACCAUUAUAUCAACAAAUACUGUUAACCUUUUGAAGAACAAAUAUCUUGAAAAUAAUGUAUAUAUAUAUCACAGGAAACAGUGGAUACCAAUUACAAAGCCCAACGAGCUAAUGCUGUAUAAGGAAAGAUCACUCUUUAUUGUGAGAAACGUAUGAAAGACAUAAAUACGUGCUUUUGGUAAAGUGCAGAUUUUUAUGUUAAAGCAGGUGGUACACACAGCAGUUACUAGGCCUUAAAGGGUAACUAUCAUAUAUACAACUAGUAAUUAAGGUAAAAAGGUAAAGUUUUUGCUGUGCUUAACUAAUUAAGCACCACAUCAUGAAGGUGUAUGGGGGAGGGAAUGUACAGACAAUUAAAAUAGCAUAGUGACAAGAAGUUUCUUUGGAGGUAAUAGUAUUCUUUUCAAGAAAGCCCACUAAAGAAUCAGUUACAGAAGAAGCAGUAAGACAUACAGUGUGCCCUUCAGGAGCAGCUGCCCCAUGCCUGUUACAAUUUUGACAGGUAUGCCAAAUUGACUUGCUUAGAAUCAGUGUCCAAUCAUCAGAAAAAUGCACCAUUUACACACUUACUGUCAUGUGCUUGUAUUGGGAUUUCACCUGUUUGACAAGCCAUUUGCCACAAAAAUUGGAUUUUGAACUUCCAUUAGAAACAAAAACUGUAAAGAAUGAAUGAAAUAAAGAUGUUGGAUUUGAGGUUCUCACAGAAAUAACUGUGAAGAGUAUUUCCUUUUGGAUGUGAUGCCAUGCAGUUUGGUAGAACUUUAUCGAGGUUUCGGAAGAAUAUACUGCCUAUGUUUUCAGGGUUGAAGAGUCAGCCAAGUAAGAAAUCAGCAAGAAACAGGUAGAAGCAGAGCUUUUUGCAAGUUUCUUCCUUGGCUUACUGUUUAACCCAGGAGACAGAGGUAGUAUGUUUCUGUAAUACAUCAGUGAACUUCUACCAGACUGCCUGACAUAAAAUCCCAGAAGUGAAAAAACUAAUAAUUGCUGUAUAUUUAGACUCUUAUGUGCUACAGAAAACUACAUAUGAAGCUUCCUUGUAUAUGGAUGAUAAAUGUAGGAAAAUAUGACCUUUACGUGUAUGGUGGCAGGAGCCCAUCACUUGAUUGGAUUGACUGACACUUGCAUGUUUUAAACUUUGGCCUGUCAGAUGGUGAGGUUGGCAAUGGAUGUGUUAUGUUAUUAAUCAGAUAUCAGCCAUUCUCAUAAAUUUUCAGUACGGACUUUCAGAACUUACUGGAUAAAAACUCUAUGGAAAUUUCAGAUGAUAGUAUUUGCUUAAAUUGUAUGAUUUAUAUAGUGUGAGGAAAGUAGAUUCUCCACAGUUCAAGCAUAACCACAGUUUUUGUGUUGAUUGGCUUUGUCAGGAUGAAAGUUUUUAUAUGCAAUAAACAAUGUGAAAACUCAAUACUGAGACAUAUAUAUCAAAUCAACUUUGCACUAAAAAAUGAAGUACACAUUUCCAUAAAUUCUUGAUGUUGCUGAGAAAUAACAAAAUUAUAUCAUAAAUCUCAGAGUUAUGUUUGCCAUGAAAAAAGAGCCAUCUUUACUGGGAUAGUGAGUCAUGUUUCACCUGAUCUAACUGUAUACCAGGGGCAAGUGUUCUGCUCAUACAUGUCUGUUUGGAAGCUCUUUGACAGUCUGUAUCCGUAAUGUAUUCUUGAAGUGAAAUCUGAGGUUCUCAUUACAGUGAACAUGAAUAUUCAAGUGUUUCGCGUGUGACACCAUAUAGUUUGGUAGAUAUGCACUCAUGUUUCAGAGGACUGUGUGAUAAGUAUCUUUCAUCUGAACAUCCAUAUGUUUGAAGUGUUCUCUCUUUUUCAGGAAAAGAAAAAAACAAACAAAAAAACAAAACAUAGUUCCUCGAACAAUAUCAUCAUGCACAGAUUUGAGAAGCCAAAAUGUAACAGGGAAAGGAUUAAUAACUUCUAUACAUCACUAAAACCAAUGCUCUAUGCACUCAGAUAUGUUGGCUUGGCCCCAUUCAGCUUCAGAACAGUAAAACAGGAGGAUGGAAAUGAGACCACAACAUUUGAGAUCACUUGGACCACAUCAUUAUACUCUAUCUCUUUUACUUUAGUAUUAUGCAUCUCUACAAUAAUCUCCUUAAUUGGGAGGUUCAGGUACACAUAUCUCACUAUGCCAGACCAAGCUAUGGUACCUGACUUCCUAGUAUGGUGCACUCUCAGUAUAUGUGCCUGCUCUUCACUUCUAUUAGGAUUUGUAUUUCGAAAAAGAAUGGCACGAGUUCUUGACACAAUUUCACAGAUAGAUCAGAGUCUGUUGAUGAACUUAACAUACACUUACAGCAAUACAUUUCUAAUAGUGACUACCAUCUUGGUUAUAGUACUCUGCUUAGUAACUACCUUAGUAUCUCUGUUUUUUCUAUGGACAGUUGAAGUAUCUGGAAUUGAAUCUAUGGUAUUAGUUUUACCAGGUUACAUUAACUACUUUGUUAAUAAUUUAAUGGUUUUGAUGUUUGUCUGCCUUGUAACAUUAAUAUGGCAUCGCUACCGAAUUCUUAAUUCUCAUCUGACCAACAAAUAUAUUUCUUCCAGUAUGCUGCAGACUCUGAAUAUGUCAUGUAAUACAUCAAAUUCUGAGCGCCACCAUUCUGUGGUCAAAACAAAUAGCAAAGAUCACACAUCUUUCUGCCAAGGAAAGGGUUAUAUGUGGAGGCCUCUAGUAACUGAACAACACUGUAAUGUUUAUAACAUCAGAAAGCUUCGUGAAUUCCAUGACAGUUUACAUGAUGUUGCAUCAGAUAUUAACGUGAUUUAUGGAUUUCAGAUUCUUGUCGAUAUAGCUCACACAUUUAUUGACAUUACAAUAACUUUAUAUAUUAGUACUGUGUGUGCAAAAGAGGAUGCACAAGGUGGCAGCACUAUUGCAUAUCAUGGCGCAAUUGUUAAUGCCAGUUGGAUGCUGCUUUUCUUCUUAAAGCUGACAGGCAUCACACUAUCUUGCCACUUGGCCAGUAAUGAGGCAAAUGGUACUGCAAAUAUUUUACAAAAGAAGUUGCUAACAGAGGAGUUGAGACCAGGCACUGAAAGGGAAAUACAAAGCUUCUUGCAACAAGUCACUACCAACAAACUUUACUUCUCAGCUUGUGGAUUUUUUCACAUCAACCUCUCGACAGUGUGUGCCAUGAUCAGUUCUGUAGCAACCUACCUUGUUAUUCUGCUCCAAUCUUGAAUAUACCAUCUUUCUAAUAACAGAACUUUAAGAUUUUACACUGCAAAUACUCGAGAUCAAUAUUAAAUACAAUCUCAAGUCCAUUAAUCCAGUUCACAUCCUCACCACAUUUUUGCAAGGGUUAUGUUAAUGUCAUUCACCUCUCUCCUUGGUCUACCAAGUGAUAAGUCUGCAAGAGACUUGCCUAACACCAUUUGAAAUCUCUGUAAGAGUUCCUCUUUUCCCUUUCUAAACCGCAAAUCUAAGCCUUUUUAAAAGAAUUUUAAAUCCAAAAAAUACUGGAAUGGCUUUCCAUAGAUGAAAGCAUAAGAAAAAAAAUUAAUGAGGGAUAAUCAAAUAAUGAAAAAAGUAAUUACUAUAAUUAUUCCAAACACCGGAUGUAACACUUAAAGCAGAACUGUAAAGCAAUAUGCUAAUAAAGAUUGGAAGAAAAAACAACUAACAGAAUAAGAAGAGCCUUAAAAACAUUCUCUUAUGACUGAAACUGAAUAGCACAAAAGGAAUGGAAAGACCUGAUCUUGAAUGUGGACCAGAAGGAUAGACAAUAACAAAACAUAAUGAACAUAUGACUGAACUCGAUGAAAUGUGUUUCUUGCGAUAAGUAGCUGGAGAUACAUUCUAAGACAAAGAGAAACGACGAUACUAUAUUAGAGGGAAGUUACAUAUUGAUAAUAUUUCAGACUACAAAGAAAUGGAAAGGAUAUACUGAAAGGAUGGAACAAAAUCUUACUGAAAUGAAUUAUAGAAAUUAAAGUCCUUGAGGAAGAACAAAUAUUAGAAGAUCAGUAACAAUACUAAGUGUCAGAAUGAGAUUUUAAUGAACAUUGGAAUAUAGGACCAAACUUGCAGAUUGAUGAUGAAGUUCGUUAAUUACUGUUCAUAAUUUUGAACAGGAUAGCUGUAUGAGGGAUACAUUAAUGCUUCUUGCUUGAAAUUCAAAUUUUUGUAAAUGUUAGCAAAAAAAUAUCAUCCUGUGAUGGGUCAUACAAACAACCAAUUCACACCCUCAGUACCUUUUAUCUCUGAGGUGGAUUUUAAUAUUAUUCUCCAGUCUAAACACAUAACUGCCAAGUGAUCUUUUCCUUUGAGGUUAUCAACCAAAUGUUGUAAGUAUUUUUUUGUCUUCACACACCAUAAAAAUGUAACAUGAACAUUGUCUUCAUGCACACUACACAUUUUGCCUAUCUCACUGUCAGCUUCACACACCAUAAACAUGUGACAUGAACAGUGAAAGUUAUGAAGAUCUUCAUAUGUAAUUUUAUCCAUAAAAGUUAAAAUUAAGAUUUUAAGGAGCCUAUUUGAACACAAUGGAGUAGUAACCCUUAAUUUAAAUGACCACUGUACAUCAUUAUAUAAACUAUAUUUAUAUAAGAUGGAGUCAUAUUUAUAACAUGUUUUGACCAAAAUGACUAAAUGACCAUCAUUAGGUGGAAACACGUCAUGGUACUGACUAUAUCCUUCUACAUAUAGAUAAUUUUUGUUAGUGUGAGAUUUAUUACUGUCAUUAUAUGAUGCUGGGUUAUUCUAACAAUUAAUUGUUGAGUGUUAGUUUGUUGCAUGAACAUAAAUUACAUAGGGGGUCACAAACAAGUGAGCAGCCUUUUUUGUCAGUUUAGUAAUGCAUAUUCUGUUCAUAAUGAAAUUAUCUUAUAUGGAUAUUUGAGGUAUAGUGUAUUGUAUAAAGAAAAUGGUUUACAACUGACUUCAACAUCGGUCUUAAAGCAUCACAUGAUACCAUGUAGGCCUGGAAAGAAAUACAAGCAUGAAAGGAGAAAGUUAGUAGAAUAAAAUUUAUAUAGCAAGUGAUGAGGUUCCUCACUCAAGUCUCAAUGGUUGCUACACUAGUCUUAUAGAAAUAACAUUUGUGUGGGAGAGUGCAGUAAUUAGUUACAGUUUCAUACAAAGAAGAUGAACCACUAUAUAUGAAAGCAUUUUUUAUGAAACAGACUUGAAUUUUGAAACAUUAUGAGGACUGAAAGCUACAAGCUUCCUGAAAGAUAAUAGGAUCAGAAAUGAAGGCUAGAAGCAACUCUGUCACUGGAUGAAUGAAGAGGAUAAGAUGCGGAAAGAAACCCCUGAAAAUUGUGAGAGCAAAAGCUCUAAAGGAUAUAUUUAUCCAACUACACACCCAUGUAAUAAUAUAAACACAAGAUUCAAACCCUUGGAGCUGUGAAAUGCAUUACAUUCAGGUGAAGUACUUUUCAACAUUACGUAUGCGUGCUGUGCUACAAACGCACUCAUGUCAUGAUAUAUGUGAAGAAACAGAAAGUACAAUGAUGAUUCAUAUUUAUGUGGACUCCAUUAAGACUUGUAGUUCAACUGUGUUAAAUAAUAUUUUCUGCAAAUUAAGUAUAUAAAUCGUGUUUCACUAAGCAGUACAUCAUAUAUUAUUAUUACAUGUGCUGGCACAAAUUGUAAUAUGGGGAAGAAUAUCUGUCUCUAUACGCAAAAAGGUUUCUAAGCAGCAGAUUUAUCAUUGUCAUUAUCAAUUUUUGGUUAUCAUAGCAAAGAAUUUUCAACAAUUAAUAUGCUGCAUGAACAUAAGUUACAUAGUAGGCCACAAAGAAGUGACCAAUUUUUGUUUCAGUGUAUCAUAUGUGUUAGGUGGGUACUUGUAAUGUUUCAAUGUUGAGUCAUUAAGUGUAGUAUGCUGUAUAAAAAAAUUGUAUUGACUAUUUGUGCAUGAUAUAUAUGGGAGAUGCCAUCAGAUAUCAGCCUUCAUGUAUCAUCUGACUGGCACCUGGGAGGUUCCCAGUCAAAAUCCUUGCUGGAACACAAACUAUCUUCACUUUUCUGUGGUAUUCCUUGGUGCUUCUAGGAUUAAGCUGGGAUGGCACUCUGAAGCAGACAAGGGCUGCUUCUUUACAAAUCCUUUCCAACUCAUCACUUAUUAAUCAUUUUACCAGUAGUGUAUAGUUUGAGCUACUGACAGUGUCAUUAAAUAAACGAAAAACCAACUAUCCAAAGCUACCAAUCUAUUUUCAAUAAAAUUUGUUACUGUGAAGCUUACACUAGGAAUUGCCAUGUAAAUUUAAUAUUGGUUUAUACAAGUGCUUUCAUGAACCUCAAAUGAAACUAUAUCAAGACAACAGUCUUUGAGGAUGUGACACCAUGCAGUUUGGUAGAUAGGUAUUCUUUUGGAGGAACCAGCUGGCUCAGUCUUUCAGUGUAGAAAUUUCUAAAAAAUAUCUCAUCAUAUAAAAGACUGGUGCUUUAAAUAUGGAUGUAGCAAAGA
Messenger RNA from Cryptotermes secundus, 7051 nucleotides. RefSeq names its product gustatory receptor 68a-like. Bases 2419 to 3816 code for a protein of 465 amino acids. Gene Ontology annotation, cellular component: membrane; axon; neuronal cell body. Lineage: Eukaryota; Metazoa; Arthropoda; Insecta; Blattodea; Kalotermitidae. Gene Ontology annotation, biological process: sensory perception of taste. The transcript has a single exon. The record is from RefSeq and is a predicted model, not a curated record.